Molecule: messenger RNA, 1386 nt
Organism: Rotaria sordida
Lineage: Eukaryota; Metazoa; Rotifera; Eurotatoria; Philodinida; Philodinidae
Source: the annotation of a GenBank genome assembly
AUGAUAUCACCAAGUAUUUUAUACCAAAUUAAUACUCAUCAAAAACUGGAUUUAGGAUUUGGUACAUGUUUUCCUCUGUUACUAUUUAUCUAUCAACAAGUUACUGAUGCUCUUGUCAAUUAUGGUAAAUUAAAAUAUAUUGAACAAAUGGAUCUUCAAAAUUUAUCUCAAUUAUCAUCAAAAGCAGAUCAAUCAAAAACAGCUAAAUCAUUUGCUGAACUAGAAGGAAAAUAUGCAAUCGAAGCUAUUCAAAAUAUUCGUACCGUAGCAACUUUUAAUCAAGAAGAAUUUUUUAUUAAUAAAUAUGAAGAUGCAUUUAAUAAUGAUUUCAAAUCACGAAUGUUUAAAAUACAAACACAAGCAUUAGGAAAAGCGAUUGCAAAUUCAUUUUUAUAUUUUAUUCAUGUUACUGCAUUCAGUUAUAGAGCAAGUCUUGUUGAAAAUGGUGAAAUGAUUUUCGAUCAAGUUUUUCGUGUAUUUAUUGUUAUUAAUUUUGCUUCAAUGUCUGUUGGUAGAAGUACAUCAGCAAUGCCUGAUUAUAAUCUUGCAAAAGCAGCUGCACGACGUAUUUUAGCGUUACGUGAUCAAAAAUCAACUAUUGAUCCUUAUGAUGAUAACGGUUCGAAACUAAAUAAUGCUCGAGGAAAUAUUAAAUUUCAUGAUAUUAAUUUUGCCUAUCCAACAAGAGCAAAACGACUUGUACUCAACAAAUUUAAUUUGACUUGCUUAGAAGGACAAACAACAGCAUUAGUUGGCUCAUCUGGUUGUGGUAAGAGUACAACUAUUUCAUUAUUACUUCAUUUCUAUGAUCCAAAAAAUGGACGAAUAUUAUUGGAUGGUCAAGAUAUACAAACAUUAAAUGUAAACUGGCUUCGUUCACUUAUUGGUUAUAUUCAACAAGAACCAAUAUUAUUUGAUCGCACUAUUGCUGAAAAUAUAGUAUAUGGUAUUAAUGACCGACAAGUAUCAUUCGAAGAAGUUCAAAAAGCUGCAAAACAAGCUAAUGUUCAUGACGAAAUAAUAUUAUUUCCAAAAGGUUACAAUACUCAUUGUGGAGGUGUUGGAGAUACACAACUUAGUGGAGGUCAAAAACAAAGAAUAACAAUAGCUCGAGCGCUUCUACGAAAGCCAAAAAUACUUUUACUUGAUGAAACAACUUCUGCACUUGAUAAUAAAUCUGAAGGAAUUGUACAAAAUGCUAUCGAUAAAGUUCGAGCAGGUCGUACAUGUUUAACCAUUGCUCAUCGAUUAACAACGAUCCAAAAUAGUGAAAAUAUUGGAGUAGUUGAACAUGGUAGUGUGCGAGAACAAGAUCGACAUGAAGAAGUUUUGAGAAAAAAAGGUUUCUACUAUAAACUUGAUCAAGCAACUGUUGAAGUCUCUUGA